GCAUUGUGGGUGUGCACGGAGAAGUAAAAUGGCGGACUUGGCGAACGAAGAGAAGCCUGCCAUAGCUCCUCCAGUGUUUGUGUUUCAGAAGGACAAAGCACAGAAGAGAUCCGCAGACGGGUCAAGUGCAGAGGAUGGAGACGAUUCAGAUCGGGAUGAUGGCGAGUACUGUCCUCCAGUAAAGAGAGAGAGGACCUCAUCUCUGACCCAGUUCCCCCCAUCACAUUCAGUUCCCAAGAAUAAUAUCUUUAUGCCCUCAAGUUUAUGCCAGUCUCCAACUGGUAAUUCAGACUCGGAGCCAGAAGAGAAGCCCGUCGGGUUCAGGUUGAAACCUCCCACACUCAUUCAUGGCCAGGCCCCAAGCGCAGGUUGUUUUCCAGGCGUUCCCAGUCAGAAGCCCAAAGAACAGCAGCGCAGUGUUCUGAGACCAGCCGUUUUACAGGCGCCUCCGGCCAAAACCCUCACAGAACCCGCCAAGACCAACUCCAGCUGUGGAACAAAUGGAGUGGGGAAGUUUGGAGAUUCAUCAUCAGAGAGCCGAUCCGUUUUCCUGAACAACACAGAGAGCUCGGACAAAUCACCGAAGCGGGAGAAGGAAGAAGAAAAUGGAGGUGGACAGAAAGUCGACGGCAGUCAGAAGGAAUGUGCAGUGGACUCAUCGUUUGUGUUCGGGCAGAAUAUCAAAGAGCGAGCGAAGUUGGAUGAAAACAGCACAUCCAGUGACUCAAAAGACUCCACACAAGAUUCUCAGUCUGGCCGCACCAAUUAUUUCUUACAGUACAUGGGCAGCGCUAGCUCCAACAAUGCCACCAACAGCUCGGAUAAAGGCUCCAAGUUUGUUUUUGGCCAGAACAUGUCUGAGAGAGUUCUGAGCCCCCCAAAAGGAGGCGAGGUCCCAGUCGAGGCCAGUAAAGACGGUUCAGCUCCAGCAUCCGAGCCGUCAUCACAAGAGGCCACACCUGAGAAGAAUCACAGUGUAACGGAGUCUCUGGAAGAGUCGGCAGCUGCGUACACCAAAGCCACUGCCAAGAAGUGCAUUCUGGAGAAGGUGGAGGUCCGUACGGGAGAGGAGGCGGAAAGCAACGUUUUACAGAUGCAGUGCAAGUUGUUUGUGUUCGAUAAGCCAGCUCAGUCGUGGGUGGAACGAGGCCGCGGUCUGCUCAGACUUAACGAUAUGGCGUCCACUGAUGAUGGCUCGCUACAGUCAAGAUUAGUGAUGCGCACGCAGGGCAGUCUGCGAUUGAUCCUCAACACCAAGCUUUGGCCUCAGAUGCAGGUGGAUAAAGCCAGUGAGAAAAGCGUUCGAAUCACAGCCAUGGACACUGAGGACCAGGGCGUCAAGGUCUUCCUCAUAUCGGCGAGCUCUAAAGAUGCGGGUCAGCUGGCCGCAGCGUUGCAUCACCGGAUUCUAGCCCUGCGGAGUCGUGUGGAGCAGGAGGCCGAGAGCGCGCCCCUCCCGGCCGAACCAGAGAUCCCACAGUCAAACGAGGACGACAGCGACGAUGACGAACCCACUAACAACAACAACAGCACCGGCACGGGGAACUCCACCGCCAGCGGUAACUGUGAGAACAGCGAGACCCCAGCCGCCGAGAGCACAUAGCAUCCUGACCCUCUGCCCGACCCACAGCCGCCCACCGGGGUUUCUCUGCGAACAGCCCAGACAGGCACGGCCCCUUCGGACCGGAUCCCUGGACCUCUGGAGCGGAGUCUCUCUCACCCAAACUUCUGUAGUUAAUUUUCCCCUCCAAAAUUGAUUGUAAAUCUGUUUUUUAUCUGAGUUUA
Sinocyclocheilus rhinocerous is the source of this 1785-nucleotide messenger RNA. Its product is annotated as ran-binding protein 3-like. The record is from RefSeq and is a predicted model, not a curated record. Lineage: Eukaryota; Metazoa; Chordata; Actinopteri; Cypriniformes; Cyprinidae. The transcript has 17 exons. Bases 29 to 1603 code for a protein of 524 amino acids. Gene Ontology annotation, biological process: protein export from nucleus.